Messenger RNA from Knipowitschia caucasica, 420 nucleotides. The record is from the annotation of a GenBank genome assembly. NCBI's taxonomy places the organism in Eukaryota, Metazoa, Chordata, Actinopteri, Gobiiformes, Gobiidae.
AUGAUGGCGAACAGAGGAUGUGUAGAGAGGGCUUUCCACCAGAGGGUCAAAGGCCAUGAAGCGCUUCGCCGAUGCCCAGUCAGGAGUUUGAAGCCUGAGCACAGAUGGACAGAAGAGUCUGGACCCUCCGAGGCCAAACGCUGCAUCCUGUUACCCCACCACAGAGCCGCUGCCAGGCCAGAGAUCAGGUGUCUCCCAGUCCUGCAGGGAGGGGGCAGAGUGGAGCUGACCCCUGGCCCGAACAGGAGUCACCCCGACAUGCUGAUCAAACUGUGGCCAAUGCUCCUACAAGAGAGCCUGGCUCCACUGGGACAGAAGCCCACAUCCAUCAGUGACACCCUCCUCCUGCUCACAUCCAACUCCAGGAUCAAGUCUGUCCCAGGAUCGAACACCAGUGCUCCAUCAAGGUCCAGCCAAUGA